Messenger RNA from Symbiodinium natans, 8076 nucleotides. Lineage: Eukaryota; Dinophyceae; Suessiales; Symbiodiniaceae. The record is from the annotation of a GenBank genome assembly.
AUGGCCGAGACGAAGUCCGGGUCCUACAUCUACAAUGGGGAUCCCUCGACGUUCUACGACUGGAAGUUCAGGACGGAACUGCGCCUGAAACUCUACGAAGACGCUAUUCGGUCGAAAGCGUCCCAAGCCAGGAGUACCCGAGGAGACUCCGAAGCAGGUCUGGAGGGAGAAGUUGACCCAGACCACAACGUCCGAGAGCCAGAGGCCGCGGACACAGCCGAUGAGGAGCAUGAAGGCCCUCAAGAAGAAGGAGGUCUGCAUCCAGGCGGAGCAGACGAGUACUUCGACAAGCUUUCCCAGCUCAGCGCGGGAAGUCGGAGGUCGAAGAAGUCGGGCAAAUCCGCGAAGCCCAUUUCGUUCGAGUACCUUGAAGGACUCCCCUCGAGCACGAAGGCAAGAACAGAAAUGGUACACCGUGUUCUCGAAGGCCUCAGAGACGAAGCCUUCGAACUCGCGAGGGACAUCGGUGUAGAUGCCCUAACUGCUCCAGGGGGACUUCGAAGCUUCAUCGAACGAAUGCGGGAGGUAGUGUUCCCCCGCGCGACAGAGGAAGCCCGAGAGUUGUUCCGGGCGGGACAGAGGCCAGGGACCCUGUCCAGGCAGGCAGGGGAAAGCAUGCUGAGUUACAUCUCCCGUAGACGGAGGUGGUGGAAUCUCCUGAAAACCCUGGAUGCCAGCAUCGAGCUCUCUGAGCCGAUGCGCGUAGAGCUACUAUUAGAGCUCUCUGGGCUAUCUAGACAAGAAGCCCUGGUCGUCAAGGCUUGCACAGCCGACCCGAAGAAGUUCGAGCAGAUAGCAAACACCUUGGUGCAGCACUACACAGGUGUUCAUCUGCGCGAAGGCCGCGCGCUGGGAGGUUUUACCCGCAAGGCCUUCCCUGCGAUCGACGAAGAAGAAGAGUUCGAGGAAUAUGAGCUGGAUGAGGACGAGGCCAUCGCCCUCAACGCCAUGGAGCAGUUCCUCGAGGAUUCUCCCGAGGUAGGACACGCCAUCCAGUUGUCCUUGGCAGCCAACGCAGCCUUCGGCAAGGCCAAGGGCAAGGGCAAGAACAGAUCCAAGGGCAAAGGCAAGGGCAAGGGUAAGGUGGUCCGAAGUCACCUUACGUUGGAGCAAAGAAGGGACAAACUCAAAGCCCUUAAGGCAAAGUCGCGAUGCAUGAGAUGUGGUGGUAUCGGCCAUUGGGCUGGUGACCCUGAGUGCAAGUUCCCUGCAGGCAAGGCCGCAGGCAAGGCAGCACACGUCGCCGUAACGGUCCUAUCCAGCGAGGAAGGUCUGGUCAUUCCCUCGGAAGCGCCAGACAAGGACCACUCUGGCUUUGUCGUUCGCGCUGCCGCAAGCAAAAGCGCAGCUAGCCGAAGUGCAGCUGUAGCGUCAGCGGCGCCAAUGCCUAUUCCGAUGGAAAUGGAAGGCGGAGAUCGUAAGUUUUACCUUGGUCAGUACAAGGGGAAGACUUACAACGAGAUUGCCCGGCUUCCAGCUGUUGUUCAAUGGGCACAGGUUCAGGUGAACCCUAGUCGCCAACUCCAAGACUUUUUAGCCUGGUUCAAUCGCUACUAUGUGAUCGAGGGCGACGAGGUUGUCACCCGAGCCAGCAUAGGUAUCCCUGAAGGAACCUAUGUACCGCGUGUCAAGAACAAGGGCGGAAAGAAGGUACCGCCGAACCCACCAUUGGAGCCUUGCGUCCAAGGAUGCAAGGAUUUUACGCACGCAGGAUCUACCAUGAACUGGCUGCGCAGUACCUGUAGAGACUGCGGAAAGGUCACGCGAGAACCCAGAGAGGUCUCAUACACCAACGACCCAGAGACAUGCCCGCACGAGAUCAUUGAUCGACGUGGCUCGUCGCGAUCAGUGUCUCGCACGUUUUGCAAACAAUGCGGAACGUUUAUAGAUGAGGUUCCGGCUGACUUCCAGCGCCGACGUCGAGAUGCGGCAAAUCGUAUGCUCAAUGCCACUGUAGACUCUUUAUCUGUGAUGAGUAACACACAGAUUGCCGGUGAGUCAAGGGACCUUGAGCACGACGAUGUGGAACUCAUCAUGGGUGUCUUCAAUGACUCUGUGACCACCAUGAUAGAGAUGGGGAUGCGCGUCACCCCGUCUGUUUUACACAGUCGCCUUAGCGAGGCAAUCGUUGAUGCCUUAGAGCCCACUGGUGACAGUCCGGAUUCCUGGUCCCGCGUUGGCCAUGUUGGAAUCAUAGACCCAACGGACCUUACAAAGGAAGAAAGAGUUCUUUCUAGAUGGGAGAGACUGGUUAAAGGUGUUAAUUGGCAGGAUCAUUGUGUAGCCUGGGAGGAUGCUUUCCUUAUGGGCCAUGACCGAUUAGGUAUAGCCAUUCUUGAAGCACAAUGGGCUGACCCAGCACCUGCACCGUCCACAGGCAUCAACCUGAGCCUGACGUUGGACGACCUUGAGCAGGCUCGUCCUGAGUCACCGCAAGUUCCGGAUCCUGUAGGGCCGGAGCAAGGUUGGACCCGUUUAGGCCAAUUGCCCGAGAUAGACCCCGACGAGGCUAUCGAUGAUUCCCUAGCAUUUCCUGAUUACGACCCCUACGAUCCUUAUCUCGAGUGCACCCCGAACAGCAACCACGAGCUCGAGGUGGAUACCCGAGCGCAUGCCCACGCAGCCUCCACUGACAUCGUUCAUCUAGACAAUUUACCCAUGGUUGACCUCUGGAGUAGGACCCUGGCGGGCGUGCUGGACUCCCAUGAGGUAGACACCGUCGACUACCACGAGUACUUGGAAAGUGGAAUGCUCUGGGACCAAGUUCGCCCCAAAACGUUCACAACUCCACCGCCGAUAGUCAUCUUGUCCUGCGGGAUCAAGUACUACAUGAACAAGGAAGACGGCUGGUGGGGGAAAAAGGCGAGGGAUCCGAUCCAUUGGGCGGAUCGAGUACCUCAGGUGUUCCGGGAUGGUUACACGCUGAUCGUCCAGGACCUCAGGGAUCUAAGCGACCCUGCAAAUGGUGCUUGGAAUGACCACAUCGGUAGGCACCCAGAAAUCAUCAAGGGCCUGGUCAACGCCGAGGCAGGACAACGCUUGCUGCGAAAAAACCUGGUGGAUCUGUUAGACCACUACAAACGCGGCGAAAAAGUUGCGUUGGUAGCAUUUUGCACCAGCAAUCGGCACAGGUCAGUUGCCUUUGGCACGACCCUAGCGGCGUGUCUUUUGGCAAAAGGGAUCGAGGACCAUCUUCUCGUUCACCUGAACGCCAUCACUAGUUGGAAAGGCAUGGUGUGUGGAGGUGGAUGCAGCGACUGCGGUGAGUUCUCCAAGCCUGGUCUGGUGAACCUCGGGAAGCAUGCCAACUCCCUCUUGGAUGCGCUCGAGGGCUUCGACGAGGCGAAUCGUCACCAGUGUCUGGGUAAGUGGGUCUUUGCCGGUGCCAAUGCAAGGUUGGACUACACGCCAGUGGUUGGUACAGCGACGACGGAGACGACCGCUACGGCGUCUUCCAGCAAGGCAUCCACUACCAGCAAGGCUCCCGCAGUAUCUGCCACGUCUAUCGUUCCGAAGGCACCGCCUGCAGAGAUGGAGAAUGACGUGGGGUACUGGAGAGAGCGCUGCAUCCGGCAGGAAGCAGCAAAUGAACACCUCCAAGUCAGACUGGUUGCUCUUGAAACUGAGCUUCGAGAGGCAAAGAGUUCUGGCGAAAGUUGGCUUUCUCGAGCCAUCGCUGCCGAGAAGGAGUUGGAGGUGGUCAAGCGAUACGAACGGAGACCUAGAUCCCGUUCUGAGUCGUAUGACUCCAAGGACGAGUCUAGGAGCCGAUCCAGAGACGAUCGAUCAAAAGACGAUCGCAGAGGCCGAGAGAGAUCGGGAUCCAUGAGACCUGGUCGAAGUGGCCCCCGCUCUACGUCAGCAGGACCGAGCAUCAAGGAGGAGCCCGACGAGGAGGAGCGUGAGGCCAGAGAGUUGGAGACACCUGCGUCAACGCCAGGUCAUACCCCUAGGGAUGGCGAGGCGUGCGUCGAGCCUGGCGCCGGCGGAGGGUCUACGCAGACACCGGUGGAGCCACUCCCCGUGGUAGAUGGUAUGGAAGGACCCUUGGACCACAAUAGGCCAUGGGCAGCCAACCUUAGCUUCCCCGAUCUUACAAAGGUCGCGUCCAUCCUUAGGAGGACGAAACCGGCGAGGUACAACAGUAACGGGUGGAUCGGUCCGGCCACCAAAGAGCAAGGGAUGCAAUGCACCCUGAAGCACAACAUCCGUUUCUGGGUGGCUCACAAAGACCACUCGUUUGUGCACCGGUGGGACAACGCCUUAGACGACUUCACCAAAAGCGUCUUCCUGUUCCGCGGUGCGGAGCGCACGUUUUCCAUAAUCCAGAGGGAUGUGGACAUGCGCGCGGCGCUCACCAUCGAUGCCGCAGAACUGGGGGACGGCGACAGCUUCAUCAUUUUGGCCCGAAGUCAGAAGCAGAGGGCGGCCGACCACACCGGCGGCUUACCUCGGGUCUCGACCUAUAGAGGCGAGGCCAGGCCAUAUGGGCAAAGUUUGCGUCGUCCCAGCGCCAGUGCCGAAGGCAGGUCGGUUUCCUCGGACUCCUCUGCCUCUUCAGGGAGUUCGGGGUCGGGUGUCAGUAUUCCCACUGGAGCCAAGUACUUCACCCCAGCAUGCAACCUUGCAGUCCUGUCCAAGGAGUCCGGCAUCCGUGUCAUCGACGUCGGAUUGGACGCGAUGAAGCCGUGGGAGGCCGAAGGGAUUCGUAGGACCCUUCAAGAGGUUAGCCCCAGUUUAGUGGUUGUAGCUAUUGAGUACCAGGAACCGGGACUCAAUCAUAGUGAAGUUGUGGACGAGGUCAUAGCCCACUGUGAGUGUUCAGGGUCAGACUACCUGAUAGCUGACGUUGCCGACACUGAACGUUGGGGGUAUUUCUCUGUUCCCAUGUACCCAGACAUAGGACAUGGUGAUGUGAGCUAUGUGUCCAAUAAUUCGGAAAUAGCAGAUGCAUUUGAGGGAUGGACCGGUGAAGGCUAUCCAACCAUGGGACCCAGGAGUUUUUGGGAUUUGUUUUCUAGUGACUUUUUGGGUUGGUUGAUCAAUUAUGCCAAUGACCAUGCUGCAAUUUCACUUGUGGCAACAUCGUACCCAGUAUGGGACGAUGGCGAGAUUGAUGAUAGCGAGUUUCCAACCUUCGAUUCCGUUGAAAACGAAGAUGAUGUAGCAAGAAUGGACCCAGGAGAAGAGGCCAUUCAAGAGGACCUUGAACUAGACGAAGUUCAGGUCGACCCGCAGUAUCUAGAUGGACUGCGUUUGUUGCGCUGCAAUGAGUGCGAGGAGAACGCGCCAAGACGUCCCGGUCAAGCGUCAAGCGCAAAGUGCCUCGAGGCCAUACAGAGGAGGUGGAUCACUUGGGCUGGUCACCCCAAAGCACUAAAAUGUGAUCGCGGAUUGCACAACCGCGGCGUCCUAGCAAGGUACAUGGCCGCGCACGGAGUGGAUGUUACACACGCGCCGCUCGAAACACCCGAAGCCAUAGGCCGAGUGGAGAGACACGGCGGGAUCAUCAAAGGAAUGGCCCGCAAGGUCAUCAGCCAAACUCAACCGCGGGGUUGGUUGGAAAUGCAGCAAGUACUUGAUGAGACUUGCCUGACAAAGAACAGCCUACUCAGACAGGGAGGCUACUCGCCAGCUCAAUGGGUGCUGGGUCGAGCGCCGCGUGAACUACCAUCUAUCCUUAGUGAGGAUGGGCACGCAGAUCUAGGAGCCAUUCAGGACUCUCUCGAUCCCGAGUCCGCUUUCGCGCUCCAACACAUGGUUCGUGCUGAGGCGAAGAAAGCAUUCGUCCAGCUGGACACCUCUAAACGAGUUCAGCGCGCUCUUUUGCGCAACGCGAGAGCGAUUCCUGGAGAUUACCAGGAAUCGGUUUGGUUGCUUUGCGAAAACAUUCCAGUUUUGGCGUCUGCGCAAAACCUGCGACCAGCAACGGACGCAGAGGCUUUGGCCUUUGAUAUCCUUCAUGGGAAUGCAAUUAUCCCUGAGGAAAUUGUUAAGGAUCAACAAGGGUUCGACGACUAUCGUGAACCAGCACCAACCGGGGAUCACGAUCCAGCGCCAGAUGUGACACUUGAAGAGGGCCCCAGUGAUGGACCCAUGCCAUCUAUCCUAGAGGAAGACGAGGAGCACCCGUCUCGUCGGCUUAGCAUCGCCGAGCCUGAGCAAGAGAGGACUCCAGGUGGAAGUCGGAGGCCGUCGUAUGAUGUACAGGACGAUUUGCCUGAGCAGCUGCGGCAGCACUUCCAGCGCGUAAGGGAUGCGGAAGCGACGCCACCUAGAAUUGUCAGCGACCAAAACACGGCGCUGAGUGCGACUCAAGCCCGACCGCGGGCUAAGUUCAUAGCCUUUAUGGCGAAUCGCGCGGCAAACAUUUCAAAGGAAGAAGCCAAGUCCCUUCCAGGCAGCCUCAACUACUAUGACUGUUCACCCGCUGUCCAGCGCAAGAUCGAUGAAUCUAGAAAGAAGGAAUGGAUGAAGUAUGAAUCAUUCCAAGCGGCGAUUCCAGUAACCGGUAAGAUCCUAAAGGACUUAUUGGAUGAGGGACAUGUUCCAUUGCCCUCUAAGUGGGUUGACACUGUCAAAAACAUCCACGAACAGCACCUGGAAUCAUUCGAUCCAGAAUUCAAGUCCCGCAUGGUUGCUUGUGGCAACUUUGAAGGCGAGUGUGGAGUGAGGACCGAUUCGCCCACAUCGGAUAUUGAAACCCACGCCAUGGUGUGCGCAUUCGCAGCGUCAGAAGGAGUACCUGUGCAGGGCUCCGAUAUCAAAAAUGCCUACUUCCAGGCUCUCCCAAUAGAUCGCAUAGUGCUGAUGCGACAACCCCGAGGGGGACUCCCGGGCGUAGACCCGGAAGCGAUGUUGUUAGUUCGCGUUCCUGUCUAUGGACUCCAAGACAGUGGGAGAGGGUUUUGGAAGCGCGUAGACAAAGACGCAAAAGACGUAGGUCUUAAUGCGUCGCGCAUUUUUCCCGCGUUUUACUACCACACCACGGGUAGUAAAGUGGAUCUCUUACUUACCACUCAUGUCGACGAUUUUCUUUGGGCAUCAACCCCCACUGGUGAUGAAAUCAUGAAUCGACUCUUAGAAAGGUUCGAAAUCGGCAGAAAGGAGAUCAAGAGACUCCGAUUUUGCGGGAAGCAAUUUGACCAAUCCGGCAAGGACAUAGUUAUCGACGUUAGCGAUAACACACGCCGUACUACGUAUAUCGACAUAGCGAAGGGCCGACAAUCUUCGGGCCCGAUCACGCAAGGUGAAGAACGUCAACUGCGUAGCGUAGUGGGUAGUCUGAGCUGGAUAGCCAGACAAGGCAGGCCGGAUAUCCUGUACAAAGUUUCGUAUUUGCAGUCCAAGGUUAAGGGAGCCACCGUAGCUAUCCUUAAGGAGGCUAACAAAUGUCUUGAAAUUGCUCUUGCAGGAAAAGAUUUCUGCAUCCGGUACAAAAAUGGUCCUUUCGACUUUAUGGAUCUGGGAGUUUUAACCGCCUCAGAUGCCAGUUUUGCCGGGGCGCCAGGUUUACGAUCCCAGCAGGGACGUAUUCACUUCCUAGUUCCAAGGAAGCAAUUGACCACGCCAGGCAAUUGCGUAUUCGAUGUUGCCUUGAUCAGCUUUGGAUCAACGACAAUCAAGAGAGUAUGCAGAGCAACUCUCCAAGCCGAGACGUACGCGCUACAGAGUGCGCAAGAGUCAGGUGACCGAAUUCGAGCUCUGUUGGCCGAAUUGUAUGGACAAGGCAGUCCAGGAGCUGAUUGGUACGACCGAUCCAGAAGGACGGUUCCGCACAUGAUGCUCACAGACUGUCGUAGUCUGUCUGAGCACCUCAACGUGGAGGUCCCUUCACGUGUCCAAGACAAACGUCUCCAAAUAGAACUGAACGCGUUGCGUCAGGCGUUGUUCGAAGACGAUGGCACCCGCAGUACCGAGGUCUUUCCCGGUGCAGGUGACCAAGUUGUGUGGACCUCUACGGCCACCAUGAUCGCUGAUUGCUUGACGAAGAGUAUGCGCCCCGACUUCCUCAUCAAGGUAUUGACAGCCUGUCAGUAUCAAAUCGAGAGGCAGUCGGAGAAGCAACUAGGAUGA